This is a messenger RNA of Choloepus didactylus (southern two-toed sloth), 1154 nucleotides long. Its product is annotated as olfactory receptor 52K1-like. The record is from RefSeq and is a predicted model, not a curated record. Gene Ontology annotation, cellular component: membrane. Lineage: Eukaryota; Metazoa; Chordata; Mammalia; Pilosa; Megalonychidae. Gene Ontology annotation, molecular function: G protein-coupled receptor activity; olfactory receptor activity. Gene Ontology annotation, biological process: G protein-coupled receptor signaling pathway. The coding region runs from base 168 to 1121 and encodes 317 amino acids. The transcript has a single exon.
UUUUGGCUGUUUUCUGAACCUGCAGGGGAGAGUGGUGGUACUGGUGGAGGUAAUGACGGAAUUAGUUGCGAUUGUAUCCCCUGAACUUCCAACCUCUAUAUCACCGAGUCUAACCUGCCUGCCUUUCUUUGCAGUGGUCCUUCACUGUUCUAAGUGAUGUGGUGACCAUGAUUCUUUCCAAUGAUUCUCCUCCGUUCCCACAUACUUUCUUCUUGACUGGCAUCCCAGGACAGACUGCUGCCCACAUUUGGAUAUCACUUCCCUUUUGCUUCAUGUUCUUCUUGGCGGUGACUGGGAAUGGUGUCCUGCUUUUCCUCAUCCAGACAGAGCACAGUCUUCACCGGCCCAUGUUUUUCUUUCUAGCCAUGCUCUCCUUUGUUGACCUGGUCCUUUCCUUCUCCACGCUGCCCAAGAUGCUGUCCAUUUUCUGGUUUGGUGCUACAGCCAUCAGCUCCCACUCUUGUCUCUCCCAGAUGUUCUUCAUCCACGCAUUCUCUGCCAUGGAGUCAGGCGUGCUAGUGGCCAUGGCCCUUGAUCGCUUUGUGGCCAUCUGUAACCCACUGCGCUAUGCAACCAUCCUUACCCCAGUGGUGGUUGCUAAGGUUGGAGGCCUGGUGGUGCUGCGAAGUGUGGGUUUAACCAUCUCCUUUCCAAGCCUGGCCCAUCGGCUGCCCUACUGUGGCUCACACAUUAUUGCCUAUACCUACUGUGAGCAGAUGGCUGUGGUGAAGCUGGCCUGUGGGGCCACGACUGUGGACAACUUCUAUGCCUUUGCCGUGGCCAUGUUUCUUGGUGUGGGGGAUGUGGCCUUUAUUUCCUACUCCUAUGGACAGAUUGUGAGGAUUCUGAUGCAUUUUCCUUCACCUGACGCACGUGCUAAAGCAGGCAGCACAUGUACAGCUCAUGUCUGUGUCAUCCUUUUCUUCUAUGGACCUGGUUUUCUUUCUGUGGUCAUGCAGCGCUUUGGACCACCCACAGCCUCUGCUGCCAAGGUCAUCCUUGCCAAUUUUUACUUGCUCUUUCCUCCAGCACUGGACCCCAUUGUCUAUGGGGUUAAGACCAAGGAGAUCCAGGAGCGGCUGGUCAAAAUCCUGAGCCCUAAACGAAUUGAUCCCACUUGAGGGUCGCUCCCAUCCAUUAGGACUUCAGGAGCC